AUGGAGGAUGACCCGAAUCGUCUGUAUCGACUUGAUGGAGUCGUGCAUAUCGCUAGAGCCGUCCACCUCGAGCCCCAUUGUUGCAUCAACAGCAUGAGACGGCAGCAUGGUAUGAGGUUGGAUGAUAGGAUCGUUCCUUACUUACAGAUGACUGGUCUGUACCAUCUUGCAAGAUUGAACGAGAGUUGGUUUAGGUUGGACGAGCCGUUGGUCAGCGCCUUCGUAGAGAGAUGGCGGCCUGAGACGCAUACAUUCCACAUGCCGUUUGGGGAGUGCACCAUAACCCUACAGGAUGUAGCCUACCACCUUGGUCUCCCGAUCGACGGUCAGUAUGUUAGCAGCUGCCUGACAGACUUUCCGCGGUUUAUAGAGGGCGACCGACCACCAUGGGUGUGGUUUGAGGAGCUGCUCGUGGUGUUGCCUCCUGCGAACUGCAUCGACAAGUUCACAGUGAAGUGCACAUGGUUUGAGGAGACGUUUAGUGAUCUUCCACAGGGGGCAGAUGACGAGAUGGUUAGGAGGUAUGCCCGUGCGUACAUCAUGAUGCUCCUAUCGACACAGCUAUUUGGGGACAAGUCAGGUACCCGCCUCCACAUCCGAUGGCUGCCGUAUGUGGCUAGGUUGGAGGACAUGGGUCAGUACAGUUGGGGUUCCGCUGCGUUGUCAUGGCUAUAUAGGUGCAUGUGCCAUGUGGCGAACAGAAAUGUCAUCAAGUUGGCUGGUCCACUGCAGCUCGUCCAGUCGUGGAUCUUUUGGAGGUUCCCUGGAUUCCGGCCGGACGAAUAUGAUGUUUUUCAUUGGCCGUUGGCCUCGAGGUAA
Molecule: messenger RNA, 819 nt
Organism: Arachis ipaensis
Lineage: Eukaryota; Viridiplantae; Streptophyta; Magnoliopsida; Fabales; Fabaceae
Source: RefSeq, a predicted model, not a curated record